UCCUCCUCCUCCUCCUCCUCCUCCCCGGUGCCGUGCACCCUCAGCCCGCCUCCUCCUGCCGCCGCUUCCGCUCUCCGCGGUGCGUAGCGAGGGGGGGGCAGGGAGGCGCCGCCCCGUCCUCGCAGCCCCCCGAGGGACCCGCCGCCGCCGCCGCGCAGCUACUGGCGCUCCCUGGGGACGAUGGACCGCCUAGCCAAUGCAUCCUGGGGCCUGGAAGGCACCGAUAUCGGGUCACAAAAAGACAGAGUGGUGUCUGAAGAGGAAUGGCUGCAAAAAUGGGAAAUGGGCAACAUUGGAUUUCACAAGGAACAAGGGCAUCCGCUCCUACAGAAGUAUCUGGAUGUUCUUUUAAAUGGCAGGAGUGGACUGAGGAUAUUUUUCCCACUUUGUGGUAAAGCAGUAGAGAUGAAAUGGCUGGCGGACAUGGGACACAGCGUUGUUGGUGUGGAAAUCAGCGAGCAAGCGCUGAAGGAUUUUUUUGCAGAACACAGUCUGCCUUAUUGCGAGGAGCCAGUCCCAGAGAUUUCAGGAGCAAAAAAGUUGCAGAGUACUUCUGGGAACAUUUCUCUGUACUGCUGCAGUAUUUAUGAUUUGUCCAGCUCAAUACUUGGCAAGUUUGAUGGUGUUUGGGACAGAGGUGCUCUGGUAGCUGUGAAUCCACGCGACAGACAACGCUAUGUCAGUUUGAUGAUGACCCUAAUGGAGAAAAAUUCUUCCUAUCUCCUGGUCACGGUUUCAUAUGAUCCAAACAAACACAAAGGCCCACCAUUUUACGUUCCUGAGUCUGAAAUUAAAAGUUUGUUUGGAUUUCUGCACGAGAGAGGAGACUGGCUUGACAAAAUGAUACGAAAAAUGGAAGCUUCAGUUCAAGGUCAUCUGAAUCCAGCUAAGAUCAUUGCGAUGGAGCUGCCACCACUGAUUAGUGAGUUAUGUGAAUUGGUGCUCAAAGCCUAUUUUUUCCACACUGGGGAAGUGCAAUUCCAGGCGCGCUCUUUCUGUACUAGUUUAUUCUUGCCUUUAUUAGGGUUGUAUUGGAGUACUUGGUCUUUCUAUGCAAUGCAUAAGUCUGUGUCUUCAUCUAGAGAUAACUUGGUGUGUGGUUACCAGCAUGGGCAGCUUUCCCUAAAAGCCCCUUGAAGUAUUCGUGAUUAGACCACGAAUAAUUCUGCAUAUAAAAAAAACACAGCUACGCUUGGGAGGUUUCCACUACUACCUGCCCUGAGAAAGGGUGUUGUAAGCCUCAUCUUUUUCCUAGCUUCCAAAUGAGGUUUUGUUGAUUGUGAAUACACAGCAGGUUUACUCCAGUUUGUAUUUCCUUGAAAAUAGUUUCACUGUGGACACGAGUUCUGUUGCCUUAUUGCACAGUGGAAAUUAAGGUAUAUCUGAAUAAUUUUGAGAAGGAUUUAACACUCCCACUAGAAGUCACCACUGCAUUUUUAGGCAUUUAACUGCUCCGAAAAUGAUUACUUAGGAGGUUCAGUAUUAAAAGGAAGUUAGAUAUAAAUGUAAAUGCUAUCUGAGAUAGGCUAAACAAGUAGGUUAAAUGGCAUAAAACUUUUGGAGUAAUUUCUUUUAUUUAGUCACUGAAAUCAUGAAUAUUAACUAACAAUUUGAAAUUCACAGGUAAAUUUUUCAUCUGGCUUUUGGUCUGACUUUAGGGCAUUUAAUAACUGCAUGUAUUGCCGCACCAGUGAUUUACCAAAUACUUACUUUAAAUUGGAGCAAUUUAGUCCUCUAAUUCAGGCAAUGUAUUAAUCUGUCUUAUGUUAACAUUUAUAUAAACAAAACAAAUUAUUAAAUGCAGCUAUUUGUAAAGGUUAAUUGAACAGUGACCUGCCAAUAAAGUGUGAUUUGCUCACUCCCAUAUUGAAUAAUUUAGUGAAAACUCCUUAUAUCUUUUAAUCAUGGGCUUCUCUGUUACAGUCCAAUUUCUCUAUUGCUGUUGCCAUGUAGAU
Molecule: messenger RNA, 1955 nt
Organism: Chroicocephalus ridibundus (black-headed gull)
Lineage: Eukaryota; Metazoa; Chordata; Aves; Charadriiformes; Laridae
Gene: TPMT
Product: thiopurine S-methyltransferase
Exons: 9
Coding region: 181-1137 (318 amino acids)
Molecular function (GO): thiopurine S-methyltransferase activity
Source: RefSeq, a predicted model, not a curated record